Molecule: messenger RNA, 1034 nt
Organism: Kickxella alabastrina
Lineage: Eukaryota; Fungi; Kickxellomycota; Kickxellomycetes; Kickxellales; Kickxellaceae
Product: histone H3
Exons: 1
Coding region: 489-908 (139 amino acids)
Cellular component (GO): nucleosome
Molecular function (GO): structural constituent of chromatin; protein heterodimerization activity; DNA binding
Source: RefSeq, a predicted model, not a curated record
AAUAAAUCGAGCAUAAAGGUGGAUUUUGGAAAAGGAGGGUGAAGGAUGUCGGAUUGGAUUUUUGCAAAAAAUCGAACAGUAUCGUUGCGCAAGAAAAAAAAGCGCAUAGGAGAAUGCAGAAGGAUGUUCUGCUCGAUUUUUGGCAUAUCCUUCGCCCCCUUUGUCUGUUACAUUUGACGCGUUGUUUGAUUUUUUCCUCCUGCAAUUCGUCUUUUGCCCCCCUCCUCUGAAAUCUUUUUGUUUGGCCACAAAAGAAAAAAAGACAUCCCUUGCUCAAUUUUUUUCUUGUGUGUCGCGACCAAAGUCCAUCCGAAAGAUAUUGCAUUCCCCUUCCCUCUCCAAUUUUCUGUCUCUGGGACCAUUAUAAAUAGAGACCCAAAAAUCCUCUUUUUCACUUCGCUCCUUUUUUCUUUUUUCUUCUUUCUUUCACACAUCUCAUUUUUCACACUUGAUUCCAUCACAUCCUUUUUCCCCCCACACAUAUAACAAUGGCUCGUACCAAGCAGACCGCCCGCAAGUCCACUGGAGGCAAGGCCCCCCGUAAGCAGCUGGCCACCAAGGCCGCGCGCAAGUCGGCGCCCUCUGCCGGUGUCACCGGCGGCGUCAAGAAGCCCCACCGUUACCGCCCCGGCACCGUCGCUCUGCGUGAGAUCCGUCGCUACCAGAAGUCCACUGAGCUGCUUAUCCGCAAGCUCCCCUUCCAGCGCCUCGUCCGCGAGAUUGCCCAGGAUUUCAAGACCGACCUCCGUUUCCAGUCCUCGGCUAUCGCUGCCCUGCAGGAGGCCGCUGAGGCUUACCUCGUUGGUCUGUUCGAGGACACCAACCUCGCUGCCAUCCACGGCCGCCGUGUCACCAUCCAGCCCAAGGAUCUGCAGCUGGCCCGUCGUCUCCGCGGCGAGCGCUCUUAAGCUGACCAAGGUGAAGGAGAGGAGUUAUAUUGAAAAUAUAUCUAUUUUUUUCUCGUAGCUUCUUUUGACCUCACAAACCAUUUUCCCUACUUGUAAUAAUACUAUUUGAAGCAAAUAAAUAAAAUA